AUGACGAGGCGUCGCGAUGACGACACCACUACAUACGAUCCGUACACCGGCGUCCUGCCUGCCCUCCCGCCCGGCACGCAACUCCCGGACAAGGACCCGCGCAGCAACGCCGCAACCGCCGCCUCGGCCGCCGGCGUUCGCGCCCUGAGCGCCCAGGCCAUCGCUUUCUACUUCCGUGCUCCGGUCAAGGCUUUCUUCCGGACCCGCGUCGACUAUCUUGCCUAUGCUCGGAGCGUGCACCAGGCGCAGACGCAGGCUCUCGCCCAGGCCGCCGCGAAAGAACCCGGAUCACGUCUGGACCUCACCCUUCGACAGGCAUGGUUCUACCUGAGGGGCACCACGCCCGGCGUGCUCACCUCUGCCGUCAAGCAACACGGCUGGGGCGUGCUUCCGCACCAAGUACUGCCGCCGCUCAUCGCGAACGUCGGCGUCGGGGCAGUGUUGUAUACAAGCUACCUAACGAUCCUCGGAUCUCUCCAUGAGCCGAGCGGCCAGUCGAGGAAGACGGUCUACCCGCCGCCGCAACCUUACCAGACCUUCACCGCAGGACUACUAGCUGGCAGCUUGCAGAGCUUUAUGGCUGCACCUCUGGAUGCCAUCCAGGCGAGGUAUGAUCAUCGAGAUCUCAUGACCAGCGAUGGCGGCAAACCGAAGUCCAUGUGGACCUUCAGCGCCGAGAAGCUCCGGGAAAUAGGUCCGCGCGGCAUCUUCGCCGGUUGGGGACUAUCUCUUAUGAAGGACGGCUUUGGUAGCGCCAUUUUCUUCAGCGUGUUUGAGUACGUGAAGGCGCAAGGCUACUACAAGUUCGUAUCAUGGUAUUACGGCGGGCUGGAGGAACACAUCGUCGACUUCCUCGCGCAAAAACGGCCGACCACCAAGGACGCCCUCGGGGAAGACGCACAACCGCUCAUCAUCCGACCUCACUACGCUAUUGAGCCCGCAUUCCUGUUACUUGCUGGAAUUAGCGCCUCGGUCACCCAGCAAGUCCUGCUACAUCCACUGACGCAUGUGCAAGUCGAGCAUUGGGAUCGACUGGAAGAACUAGACGCUAAGGCCGCCAAACUUCGAGAGCUCCGGGGCGCAGACCCGAAUAAGCAGCGGCAGGGCUGGAGGAUGUUCAGGGCUUACUACAACGCAUACCAGGAGACUUGGUCCGAGUGCCAGUUGGAGGCGGCCAAGGAAGGACUGAGCAUGAGGAAAUGGCUAUGGAGGGGCUUCUGGUGGAAUACCAUCCGUCAGGUGCCCAGCACCAGCGCUGGGUUGAUUAUUUUCGAGUUGGUCCGUCGCAAGUACGGGCUGGGCAACGAGGAGGUUCGCAUUACACGGGACGGGUACGAUAUCCUGCUAAACUAG
Messenger RNA from Colletotrichum karsti, 1353 nucleotides. RefSeq lists its product as uncharacterized. NCBI's taxonomy places the organism in Eukaryota, Fungi, Ascomycota, Sordariomycetes, Glomerellales, Glomerellaceae. Gene Ontology annotation, biological process: mitochondrial L-ornithine transmembrane transport. The transcript has a single exon. Bases 1 to 1353 code for a protein of 450 amino acids. The record is from RefSeq and is a predicted model, not a curated record. Gene Ontology annotation, molecular function: L-ornithine transmembrane transporter activity.